Molecule: messenger RNA, 4453 nt
Organism: Manis javanica (Malayan pangolin)
Lineage: Eukaryota; Metazoa; Chordata; Mammalia; Pholidota; Manidae
Source: RefSeq, a predicted model, not a curated record
UUCGCUGUUAACCUCCCUUUUGCCAGAGGACAAGACAGGGAGGGUCCGAGUAGGAGGGGUGCCCAGGACAGGGAACAGCGGUUCAAGAGCUUAGGAAUCAACAGUGGAAUCCAGGAUGCAAAGGGUUGAAAGCAGAGGAGUCAGAGUCCCGCUGAGACGGAAACACCUUGGUUGCCUGGGGUUUAACGCCCCGCGUGCCGUGUCAGCCCCCCUGGGGUCACCGCUACACACCCCUGACCCCUGACAGCGCCCGUCCCUAACGGACCCGAGCCUCCCCGGUGCCCCGCCCUCCGUUAAACCUCAGGGGGCGGAGCCCCAGGCCGCUUCCGGGGCCGCGGGUGCGCGGGGAGACGCCGGCCCUGCUGCGCGUGCGCCGUGGCCCCUCCCCUAGAGGAGGGCGGGUCCCGCUCCUGCUUCCGGGCGGCGCGGCGGCGGGAGGCGGUAGUCCGGUGCUCGUGGCGGCGCGGCUGUGGGGCCUCUUCCUGGGGUUCCCCCUCCGCGCGCCCGGUGAGCUCGCCUGUCCCCACCGGGUGCCGGGCCUGUGCGCAGACCCAACCCGCUGCGGGGCGGAGCCGGUGCCCGCGGUCCUCGAGCCCCGCGCCCCCGCAUCCGUCCUGAGACCCGGGCCCGGAGGGCGGCCUGGGCCCCGCGUCAGGGUCCUGCUCGCGGUCGGCGGGGAGCCGGGGGAGGCCCUGCCGCCGGCUGUCCGCGCAUCUUCUCCGGAUCCGUGAACCGUGUCCGCACAGCGCCCCGUGAGGGAGGAGCCCGAGCAGCCCGAGGCCGAGGCGGAGAUGGCGGCCGCCCAGGGACAGUUGACCUUCGGGGACGUGGCCGUCCGGUUCUCGCAGGAGGAGUGGGAAUGCCUGGCGCCUGCCCAGCGGACCUUGUACAGGAGUGUGAUGCAGGAGAACUACAGCAACCUGGUCUCCGUGGCACUUUCUUCCCAUUACAACAAAGGACUGUUACCUAAGCUUGCCAUAAAGGACUCAUUCCGAAGAGUGCUCCUGGGAAGAAGAUGUGGGAGCUGUGACCCUGGGGACUCACACCUGAGGACACGCAGGGAUGGUGAGGCUGAGCGUGGAGGGCAGGACGGCCGUCACGGAGGAGUGCAGAGCCACGGGAGGAGCCCCCGGGACAAGCCCCUCCCCAUCCGUGGGGACCCACAGCCUGGGGUGACUCGGGACAAAACCCAGUGCAAGUCAGUUACUGUUGCAGAAGAAUGUGCUUCUGUGAGUAGAUGUCAUCGUCCAGUUUUGAAACACAACUCUUCUCAGAAAGAAAUCUUGGAAAACCUUAAAACUGAGGAGGGCCAUGGUGCAAGUAAUAGUUUCAAUCAUACAAAAUAUAAUAACCCAUUAGAUAUUCAGUCAUAUAAUUCUGAGGCCCAAAGAUACAGUGAGGAAGAAAUGUGUAAAUACGUUGAAUUUGAAAAGUCAUUUAACGAGGAUUCAUUAUUCUUCCAAGAACAAGUAAUUCCCACUUGUGCUGGAACCUACAGUUUUGGUAACUAUUACAGAGAUUCUGUCCACCCAACAGUGCUUAAUGAAAGUGAGUUUAUAAACAAUGAGGAAAAACCUUACAUGUAUAAUAAAAGUAAGCAGUCCUUUGGGAAGGGCUCUAUAUUCAAUAAUUGCCACGGUAUUUACAUUCAAGAGAGAGCAUAUCACUCUAUGGAACUGGGAAUAAAUUAUAACAAAGGAUCAAGCCAUAGAGAACAUCAGAGAGCUCAGAUUCCAGAAAACCAUUCCCCAUGUAAUAAAUGUGGACAAGUCUUCAAGGAAUGUGUCAAAACUUCUAAACAUUUCAAAAAUGUGAUUAAACAUCACAGCAUCCACGCUGGUGAGGAGGCUUGCAAAUGUAAUGAAAAUGGGAAAGUCUAUAGUCAGUCUUCCCAUCUAAACAGUCAUGAGAGAAUUCAUACUGAAAGGCAAUCACACAAAUGUAAAGACUGCAGCAAAUCCUUUACUUGUUCCUCAGUUCUUACUGUUAAUGAGAGAAUCCAUACAAGAGAGAAGCCUUACAAGUGUAAAGAAUGGGGCAAAGCCUUUAAGUGGGGCUCACGACCUGCUGAACAUCUGAGAAUUAUUUCUGGACAGAAAACUUACAGAUGUAAAGAGUGCGGCAAGUCCUUUACUUGUUCCUCAAGUCUUACUGUGCACUAUCGAAUUCAUACAGGAGAGAAGCCUUACAAGUGUACAGAAUGCAGCAAAUAUUUUACUUGUUCCUCAAGUCUUAGUGUGCAUGAGAGAAUUCAUACGGGAGAGAAGCCUUACAAGUGUAAAGAAUGUGGCAAAGCCUUUAAGCGGGGCUCCGAAUGUACCCGACAUCAGAGAAUUCAUUCUGGACAGAGUCCUUACAAAUGUAAAGAGUGCAGCAAGUCCUUUAGUUGUCCAUCAAGUCUCACUGUGCACCAGAGAAUUCAUACAGGGGAGAAGCCUUACACGUGUAAAGAAUGCAGCAAAUCCUUUGCUUAUUCCUCAAGUCUUACUGUGCAUGAGACAAUUCAUACUGGAGAGAAGCCUUACAAAUGUAAGGAAUGUGGAAGAGCCUUUAAGUUGUCUUCACACCGUAAUCGACAUCAGAAAAUUCAUUCUAAACAGAAACCCUACAAAUGUGAAGAAUGUGACAAAUCCUUUAGAACUUCUUUACGUCUUAAUGAGCAUGAGAGAGUUCAUACUGGAGAGCAGCCUUACAAGUGUGAGGAAUGUGGCAAAGCCUUUAAGUGGAGCUCACAACUUAGUCUACAUAAGAUAAUGCAUUCUGGACAGAAACCUUACACAUGCAAAGAAUGCAGAAAAUCCUUUACUUGUUCCUCAAGUCUUUCAUCACAUUACAGAAUUCAUACUGGAGAGAAACCUUACAAGUGUAAAGAAUGUGGCAAAGCCUUUAAGUGGGGCUCACAACUUACUGAACAUCUGAGAAUUCAUUCUGGAGAGAAACCUUACAAAUGUAAAGAGUGCAGCAGGUCCUUUACUUGUUCCUCAAGUCUUACUGUGCACUAUCGAAUUCAUACAGGAGAGAAGCCUUACAAGUGUGAGGAAUGUGGCAAAGCCUUUAGGCGGGGCUCACACCUUUACCGACAUCAGAGGAUUCAUUCUGGACAGAAACUUAACACAUUUAAAGAGUACAGCCAAUCCUUUACUCGUUCCUCAAAUCUUCAAGUACAUGAGAAAGUUCAUAGUGGAGAGAAGCAGAAGUUCAAAGAGUGUGGAAAAGCCUGUAGUAAUUGAUCGAGUAUAAGUAAAUGCAAGAAUAUUCAAACUGGACUGAAAUCUUAUAAGUGUAAAGAAUGACAAAGCAUUUACCCAGUCCUCAGUCCUUACUCAAUAUCAGAAAAUUCAUUCUGGACAGACACCUUACAAAUGUAAAGAGUGCAGCAAAUGUUUUCAAGUCUCUCAAAACUUGUCAUCAGAGAAUUCAUACCGGGUAAAGGCAGCGUGGAGAAAUUAACCCCUCAAAGUCGGAGGCCAUUCAGAAGUUAAGAGAUGCUGCGCGGACCCCUGCACACAACUCAGGAGGGCCUGUGAAGUCAUACGUGUGCCACCUGGACUCUGUCCAAAAGUGCAAAAGGGAGAGCAGGAAGGGUAACCCUGUCCUGGAAAGAUGAUAGUCUUGAAGUCCGCUGAGACGAGGAGAGGGGGGCCCAGUUGCGUGACAGGGCAAGGCCUGGGAUUCAAAUGGGGGGAGCGGGGUGGUGGUGGGGAGGCAGAGCAGAGAACCUGAAGCGGAGACUUGAGAUCAGGGAAGAAGGCAAGCGGUCCAUUCGACAUGGAGGUCCUCACUGGGGCCCCAACACGAGCACGCCUCUUGUAUCACUGGCAGGACACAUCUCCCACAGGCAAAGGGCUUUUAAGUAGUUUUCAGCUUAAAAGAACAAUUUCCGGUACAAGUGACCCGCAGACUACCAGUUUACAUCUUAGCGUUUGAAACAAGUAACUCUGCUCCGCAUUAAACGGAAUAGACGGAUCCACGCCCAGAGGGUUAAGUACCUUUGACCACGUCCGGAAAUGCCCCAGGGUAGGUGCAGGCCCCGCCCCUACUUCCGCCGCGCCUGGGGCCCGUCAGGCGUCCUGCCAUCCCAGCGUCGCGGCUGCGCAUUUCCGGCAGGGGCGGGGCUGGCUCUGAGGAGAUGACGUCGUUCCGCUCGCGCUGGAUCCUGGCGGCCCCAGGGCCCGGACCGCCGCCGCUGAGGCGCGGGGCUCGCUGUGAGCGAUAAAGCCCCGUCCUUCCCUCCCGUGGUGGGUCCCAGCGUCGCCGUGAAAGGUUUUGCAUCUUGAGGAUGCCGGGGUUCUUGUUUUGCAGAGUCGAAGAAUGAACUUCGCAAACACUCAAGGCAAGGGAUACAGGUGAACCUCAGCCAGGCAGACGAACGCCAAGUCGAGUGCAGCAGCACGGCCAGCACGGGGCCUCCAGUGCCUCGCCCCACGGAGUCAGGACCUACCGGUGUAUGACG